CUCUGGCUCCAGGAGGCGGGGCCAAAUGGGUUGUGGGCGUGGCCACCUCGAAGCCCCGCCCCUCUCUUCCCACGCUGCUGCUGGAGAGCUGGAUCCCACUCGCGCGAAGGCAGCGGAGGAGGACGAUCCUUUUCCAGCAUUCUGUCUGUAGACUUUGAAAACAAUCUGAAAACAGAAACUUGAAAGAAAGAUGCCUGUGCCACCUCCUCCACCACCACCUCCCCUUCCACCAUCUCUUUCUGGAGGUCCACCACCUCCUCCUCCACUUCCACCAUCGGUUUCUGGAGGACCACCACCUCCUCCUCCACCUCCACCACCACCUCUUCCAUCAUCAUCUUCUGGAGGUCCACCACCACCACCUCCUCUUCCAUCGCCUUCUUCUGGAGGUCCACCACCACCACCUCCUCUUCCAUCAACACCUUCUGGGGGGCCACCACCACCACCCCUGCCAUCCCCAAGCUCUCUGGCAAAUUCAGAGCCACCCAAGGCAAGAAGGGAAGAUUCAAAAAGUCGGAGUGCUUUGCUCCAUGAGAUCCAAAGAGGGACUCGACUGAGGAAGGUAACACAGACCAAUGACCGAAGCGCACCACAGAUUGAAAACGAUAGGAGAAGAACAAGCAGAGAUGGCGGAAAUUCAACAAGUGGCAGAAGUGACGUGCCUCAGGCACUGGGAAACCUUUUUGCUGAGGGAUUUCCUGUUCUGAAACCAGUAGGACAAAGAGACCUAACAGGUGGUAAAACUGGGAAGCCAUGCACCCUACGAAUGCCUCCAAGGUCUCCGGACUCGCAGAACAAUAAUGAGAAAGCCAAUGGGAACUUCCACGUUACACCUGAGAGCCCAAAGCCAACAGAGCAGCCAGAAACACCCAAGGCUCAACCGCCUACGCCUACUCGUCCCAGCAUCCCAGCUCCCCCUCCACCACCACCAUUACCACCAUCUUCCUCCAGCAAACCUUCUCUUGUCUUCCCGCCACCCCCACCUCUUCCCCCUCCUUUGGCUGAAAGUCCUGACAAACUCACCUCCCCAAGUACAGCUGCUGCUGUUUCUCUUCCUCACAAUGAGAAACUCCCUAAAGCUCAGACCUCCCCUUUGAAUAUGCCGCCACUGCCCCCGCCACCUCCCUUACCUCUAACAUCACCUUGUGGGACCUCGGGCAGAACGAAUGAAGGCUCUUCUUCCCAGACUGAUGUCAGAACCAAUCCACCUCUAAUGUCACCUCCUCCUCCCCCACCCCCUCCUCAUAUGUCCACAUUUUCCUCACCCAGAUCAUCUUUGUCAUCCCCAACAUCACCAUCCUCUAACAAUGCCUUGAGUGGCAGUAGUGACAUUGCCCCUCCACUGCCCCCCAAGUCACUGUUUGUGCAGUCCCAAAUGGAGAAGGCUAACAUUCAGUCACUGCCUCUGUCUCCUGUUUCUUCGGCCACUCAGCAGACUGUAGUAGUUCAGAAGAGGAGACAAGGAAGAGGUGGAGGGAAGCUGAAUCCGCCCCCAGUUCCUCCUGCAAGGUCUCCAACAACUGAGCUCUCAAGCAAGUGUCAGUAUGCUCAGGUAUCUCCAUGGUUGGUUAGCAAUGACCUUUACCCGUCACUCAAGAAUGGAACUGUUGUGCACAUAAUGGAUGACUUUGAGUCUAAAUUUACAUUUCAUUCUGUGGAAGAAUUCCCUCCGCCAGAUGAGUUUAAGCCAUGUUUGAAGAUAUAUCCUAGCCACGAAGCUAGAGCUAGUGCCAACAACCCUCCCUUAAGAGCACAAGUGAGAUGAGAAGGUCCAAGUAACAGGAGGAUGGCUGGAAAGAUCAACAGUAGCAUUGCAGAAUGGAGGAAUUUGUUUUGGUAGCCAGAUAAUACAGGCAACUGAAACUCAUACUCAAGACUGUCAAUGGCUGGUAAAUGCCAGAUGAGAUUUGAAAUGGCAAUGAGUGAACUGUUGGUGGUUGAAACAGAGUGUAAUUUAUUUCUGACUGCUUUCAGAUUGUCCUUAUUUUAAGUUCUGUGAAGUACUCAGUAUAAUGUAAAGUAUACAAUAUAAGGCAUAUUUUAUUUGGGCUUCAUUGUUCAGUAUGCAGUGCUUUGCAGAAGAAGAAAAUGCCCAAAGUUCUGCUUGUUCUGUCCGCUGUAUUUUAGUUCAACUCAAUCAUGUAAACACAGCUUUUAAACAGUAUUUUGUGUUGAAAUAUACUCUGGAUUUGUGUUUUCCCUUUUAAGAAAACUCCAUAGUGUAAGUUUUUAUAAACUCCUUUCUAGCCUCCCAUAUAGUUUCCCUGAAGUGGCUUUCCAGUUAUUGCAAUUGUACAGUUUUUCAGUGGAAUAUUGACAUGUACGCAUUGAUGUAUACGUGUGUGCAAAAAUAGCCAGCAGUAUUCUCCUCAGGGAAUUUUAUCACCCAUUAUAUGUCUUUCCAAGACUAUCUUAAGAGAAACCAUCUUGAUAUCUUUAAUGCCAGAUUCAGAUGCAUCCACCCUUUGAAUUAGGAGGUGAAGGACAACUUACAAGUUCAAUUGAUAACUGAAAUAAAGCAGGGGAUUAAUACAGUGUAUACUGAUAUGGAAGCAAUCUGCAAUUGGAGGCCCUAUCACUACAAAACUGUAUCUGUGGAUGCCCUGGUAUAAUAUAUUUAAGAUGCUGCAAAAGACAACAAGGUAGUUUGUGAAACCACCUUCUCCAGAGCCAAUUUUACGGUCCAAGCUCAGUUAUAUGACACAUGUACCUCUAAGAAUUUCUCAGUUUUGUUUUUUGAUUUUUUGUUUUUUGCUUUUAAUGAAGUAAGGAUUGCACAACUUCAGCAGGACUCAUUUUCUAUCCCUGGAGGUACUCUGAAGCAUCCCCUUCUGAUAUAUGGAAAAUGUAUCUUUGAAUAAAGCAAGCCAGAUGUU
This is a messenger RNA of Anolis carolinensis (green anole), 2873 nucleotides long. RefSeq names its product WAS/WASL interacting protein family member 3 (gene wipf3). The record is from RefSeq and is a predicted model, not a curated record. The transcript is spliced from 8 exons. Lineage: Eukaryota; Metazoa; Chordata; Lepidosauria; Squamata; Anolidae. Bases 191 to 1762 code for a protein of 523 amino acids. Gene Ontology annotation, molecular function: actin binding.